This is a messenger RNA of Abrus precatorius (Indian licorice), 1081 nucleotides long. RefSeq names its product probable xyloglucan endotransglucosylase/hydrolase protein 23. NCBI's taxonomy places the organism in Eukaryota, Viridiplantae, Streptophyta, Magnoliopsida, Fabales, Fabaceae. Gene Ontology annotation, molecular function: xyloglucan:xyloglucosyl transferase activity; hydrolase activity, hydrolyzing O-glycosyl compounds. Bases 67 to 927 code for a protein of 286 amino acids. Gene Ontology annotation, cellular component: apoplast; cell wall. Gene Ontology annotation, biological process: cell wall biogenesis; xyloglucan metabolic process. The record is from RefSeq and is a predicted model, not a curated record. The transcript has 3 exons.
AUCACAUAACCAAAAACAGUCAUUUGUUCAUUCUUUACUUUUAUCUGAGUUUUGAAACAGCUUUCUAUGGCCUCUUCAAGAGUCGCAGUCGUAGUUCUGUUAAUCUCAACUAUUGGCUACUUUGUGAUUGCCUCUGCGGGCAAUUUCUACCAAGACUUUGAUUUAACGUGGGGAGAUGGUCGUGCCAAGAUACUCAACAAUGGAGAGCUUCUCACUCUUUCUCUUGACACAGCCUCUGGAUCGGGGUUUCAGUCCAAGAGCGAAUACCUUUUUGGCAAAAUUGAUAUGCAGCUAAAACUGGUCCCUGGCAACUCAGCUGGCACCGUCACUGCCUAUUAUCUAUCUUCAAAGGGAGCAGGAUGGGAUGAAAUUGACUUUGAAUUCUUGGGCAAUUUGAGUGGUGAUCCUUACAUCCUUCACACCAAUGUGUUUAGCCAAGGCAAAGGUAAUAGGGAGCAACAAUUCUACCUUUGGUUUGACCCAACUGCAGAUUUUCACACCUAUUCCAUCCUCUGGAACCCCCAACGCAUUGUCUUCUCAGUGGAUGGUACUCCAAUUAGGGAGUUCAAGAACUUGGAGUCAAUUGGUGUUCCGUUCCCCAAAAAUCAGGCCAUGAGGAUCUAUUCUAGUCUCUGGAAUGCAGAUGAUUGGGCCACAAGGGGAGGGCUUGUUAAGACAGAUUGGAGCCAAGCUCCUUUCACCGCUUCCUACAGAAACUUCAAUGCGAAUGCUUGCACUUGGUCAUCUGGAACAUCAUCUUGUGGCUCAAACCCUGCCUCUUCUAGCAAUUCUUGGCUCUCAGAAGAGCUUGAUUCUACUAAUCAGGAGAGGCUCAAGUGGGUGCAGAAGAAUUACAUGAUCUACAAUUACUGCACUGACUCUAAAAGAUUUCCACAGGGCCUUCCUCCAGAAUGCAACACGGCCUAAGGGACAUCAAUUUUUCGAAGGGUCCACUUUUCCACUGUCUUCUCAAUUUCUUUUCUCUUUUUAUUGUAAUUUUCAUAAUGAUAAAUUCUUUGAUUUGUUGUAUAAGUCAUGUACUAUUUAUAAAGGAUUCGUUCUAUUAAAAUGGUUGCUUCUU